AUGGACCAAACACAUGCUCGGGCGCUGGAAGCCCUUCAGCCAUUCAUCGCCCUGGCGACCUCCAACAGUGCCACCUCGCCGCGCUUCAUUAGCAAUAUCAUCACCAAUGCGACAUCCGCUCCCAACACCUACGUCUUUGCCGAGCUUCUCGAAACAACCACCGUUCAGGCUCUUGGCUCUCCCGACACGCCAGUGGAGUAUCAAGCGUACUUGAAGCUCUUGGAGAUCUUUGCCUGGGGCACAUGGCAGGACUACCAGGAAACACCUAACCUCCCCGAGUUAAGCGCUGAUCAAGCCCUCAAGCUCCGACUGCUCUCCCUCCUUUCCCUCGCCGCCACCACCAAACCCCUAACGUACCAAUCUCUAAUCAAUGCCCUAUCCCUCUCCACUGCCGCCGACCUUGAAGCGCUUGUGACAACCGCCAUCUACGCCAACUUGAUCUCUGCCCGUCUGUCUCCCGCCUCCAACCCACCCACCGUCAACGUCACAUCCGUGGCUUCUCUCCGGGAUGCACCCCCGCAUUCCCUGCCGUGGAUGGUCACCAUCCUGACCGAGUGGGAGUCCCGAUGCGGACAAGUCAUCACCGGCUUGGAAGCAGAGAUCGUCCGGGUCAAGACCAAUGCGCAGAAACGCCAUGCGAAAGAUCAGGUCUACCAGGAACAGGUGGCCGGAGCCGUGCAGCGGCGACAGGCUCAGGCGGGUCCCGGGGACGGAGGGAGUGGCGCAGACGGACGAGUCGGUAAGUCCGGCAUGGGGCGAGGUGCAGUGCGAUCAACGACGAUGGGACUCGGGCGCAAUAAACGUGAAGCUGAUGAUUUCGAUGAGCAUGAUGGUUUCGAAUCGGAUAAUGGGGAUAAUGCCUUCCGCAUGGAUAUCGAUGAAGGCGCCGGUUUGGGCCGUGCGGGGAAUCGACAGACGAAGCGUGUGGUGGGCCGGAGAACUUAG
This is a messenger RNA of Penicillium diatomitis, 945 nucleotides long. RefSeq names its product COP9 signalosome complex subunit 7. Gene Ontology annotation, cellular component: COP9 signalosome. The coding region runs from base 1 to 945 and encodes 314 amino acids. The record is from RefSeq and is a predicted model, not a curated record. The transcript is spliced from 2 exons. Lineage: Eukaryota; Fungi; Ascomycota; Eurotiomycetes; Eurotiales; Aspergillaceae.